Molecule: messenger RNA, 2799 nt
Organism: Porites evermanni
Lineage: Eukaryota; Metazoa; Cnidaria; Anthozoa; Scleractinia; Poritidae
Source: the annotation of a GenBank genome assembly
AUGAAAUUUCCGCUGACCAUCAUUUUUUGUUCAAUGACGUUGCCACUGUCAAUGCUAUGCUCUGCAGUUGCAGUGGAAAAUUCCAUAAGCAGCAAUCCAAACACGAGCAAGGUGAAUUUUGGCCACCACUUGUUUUUCUUAACUGAACGAAUUCACAUCUGAAAUAUUGUUUAUCGCUAUGUACAGUGUGUCUUUGAAUAAGAAUAAGUGUGUGGUUGAUAUUAAAAAGUAUUUUUAAGUCAGCAAUUAUCAAAUCACAGAAUUCAUUUAAUUUUCUUUUAUAGGGAACUUUGUGCUAUCAUGGGCAACCAGGCAGAAAUGGUAUUCCUGGUAUAAAUGGAAUUCCGGGAUCCCCUGGAGCACCCGGCCGUGAUGGUCGUGAUGGAAUCAAAGGAGAACAAGGAAGUCCGGGAAACACUGGACCCCAGGGACCUUCUGGAGGGAAAGGAAUGAAAGGAGAGCGUGGUAGGCAGGGUCCUGUCGGUCCCAAAGGAGAUCGAGGGGAGAAAGGUGACAGUGCCAGCCAAGGAGGGCCGGCCAACCUUGCUUCCCAUUUGAACUGGAAGGAAUGCACGUUUACAAAUGUGGACCAUAGAGAUACGGGAGAGAUAUAUGUAAGUUGCUCCUUGACAAAUAUCACUACAAUAACAUGAAAAUGAAUGUCGACAAGACUGCAGAACCUGGAAUAUUAUUGAGACAAGCCUAUUAGGUGACACAAAGUAUGCUAAAACCAGGAAAUUAUUUCACGAAUUAACUACCAUUAAUCCCGGAGUAGUCAAUCGAUUAAAAUCGGUAUCGAUUUAUCAAUCGAUUAAUCGAUGAAAAUCGAUAAAUUUGAUGUGAUUACACACAGAAGUUUCCCUCUAAAACCUUUAAUUUUGUUCAAUGACAAAACGGUUCGGUUUAAAUACACUCAGCAGUGCCGGAUCCAGACCUUGAGAUAAGGGGUGGGGGGUCUCCAAAAAAAUUUUUUUCGGCCCUUGGGGCCUUAGUUUGGUCUAAAAAUAGGGGGGCCGGGCCCCCUGAAUCCGCCACUGUCCAGUUCUCGCUGGCUAGUAUCACGAUAAAUACAAUCAGAGAUAAAGAUCUCCUACCCUGAAGUCCAGACAUCCCCUCGGGACUAAGCGGCCGGUGUCUGAACUUUAUUCAGGUUAAAAGAUUACUCUAGAUAGAUUUUCACCGUUUUCCCUUAUCAAUCGAUAAAAUCGUUUGAUUGUUACCGAUUUUCAUCGAUUUCGAUUUUUAUUCGAUUUUUAUUUGUUGGCUAGUGCGGGAUGUAACUACACCCGAAAUUUUGAAAGGGUGUCAGGUCUAAAUCGUGAAAUUGGGCGCCUUUAGAACUGGCCAAUAUCAGCCAUCAGAAGAAGAUUUUUAGCCUGAUUUUAAAGAAAAGAUAAGAUAGUUUUAAAGAUUAUUUCUACAAGAGGUGAGGGUAAUUGUUUGAUCCUGCGACUCUCAAUUGCAACUCAAUUGUCAACAAAUUUACUGUCUGUAUGAACAAUUCUGUUUCCAUCUUUUGUUGAACAGAUGAGCUGAUGUAGCUUUCCGAUUUAAAUCGAUGAAAUCGGUAAAAAUCAAGAUAAAUCGUUGAACGAAAGGAGUGUGUCAUCGAUUUCUACCGAUUGACCGAUACAAUCGAUAUCAAUCAAUCACAUUUACCGAUUUUUAUCGAUUUAGUGAUUGAUAAAUCGAUACCGAUUUUUAUCGACUGACUACUCCGGGCGCUUUAACAGUGAUUUUAUACUUGUCCGAUCGCUAUAAAACUUUCACCAGUGAAUGACUAUGAAUGGAAGUUUGUCAAAAUGUAGUUUUAAGUAAAAUCGCUAUCACUAUAAAAACAAUAAAAGAAAAAAUUGAAAUCGAUUAAAGUCGAAUUUUGUGCGAUCUAAACCUGCUACUGAAAAUCCGAUACUAGGAACUUUAAGCGUGGUCCUCCGUGAGAAGUAAAAAGUCUUUACAUUUGAAUUCAAAUAAAGCGUAAAUGUAUUACAAAUCUUAUAUUUUCAAUAGCCGUGAAAAAUGGAUUGAUAAAAAAGUUCUAAAUAACUCAAAUUAAUCUUAAGUAUGAAUGAGAAUGCUGCUUGAUAUCAUCAUUCACUUCUUGGAGAUUUUGCUGUAUUUUCUUUCUUGCGUUCCUGAAAACUAACCCGUUUUCUCAUCACCUGUCUCAGUGAACUUUAUUAUAAAUUUUGAAUUUUAGUGCUUAUCUGUAUAUAUCUGAAACGGCUCGACAGAACUGUUUUUAAACCUCAUCACAUAAUCUUCACGAUGUCUGAAAUUUUCAUUAAGAUUGAUUCACUGCAACACCUUGAAAUUUCAAAACGAACUUAGCCUUCGAAGAGGCCAAAAAUCCGCGCUACAAAAUUCACUGUUUGGAUGUUGCGCUUACACUUAAAUAAAAUGGGCAAAGUCGAUUUGUUUAUUUCAUUUUUACUGUUGUAGAGCUGCGAAUUCAUGAAGAAAUACACGGAAACUUCCCUCCAUGUUUACUUCGCUGGUAAUCUCCGGAUCUACAACUGUGACAACUGCUGCAGUCGUUGGUAUUUCAAAUUCAAUGGCGCCGAGUGCAGCUCUCCUGGUAAAAUUGACGGUGCAUUUUAUAUGGCAGUAGGAGCUGGCAAAAACCUUCAUCGUCAUCGCCACAUUGAAGGUCACUGCAAUAACAUCCACAAGGGAAAAGUGCGAGUGGGAUUCUGGGUUGGAAGCUGCAACAAUGGCCACAAACUUACUGAUGCGGAUACAGGCUGGACUACAAUGUCCCGGAUCUUCAUUGAAGAAGUGGCAAGUGCUCAACAGUAA